AUGGAGUAUCACGUCUUCAAGCAGGUCAUCCAGACGGUCUUGAUCGCCAUCUUGAUCCCCUUUGGCGCCAUGAUCAUCCUCGAGAUCAUCCCGACCAUAAUCGGCAAUAAGGCUGCUCGUCAGGCUGCAAAGAAGAUUCAGGAGCUGAAGGAGAGAAACGCCGACUUGAUUACUGAGGUCGAGGAGUCCAAGCAGAAAAUCGUCAAGCUCUUGGGAGAGCGCGAGGCCGACAAUCGCAAGAUCGCUGAGCUCACGAAGAAGCAUGAGGCCGGCAAGCACAAGAUCGCUGAGCUCACGAAGAAGCAUGAGGCUGACAAGCACAAGAUCGCUGAGCUCACGAAGGAGCUUGAAGCCGACAAGCACAAGAUCGCUGAGCUCACGAAGGAGCUUGAGGCCGGCAAGCACAAGAUCGCUGAACUCACGAAGGAGCUUGAGGCCGGCAAGCACAAGAUCGCUGAACUCACGAAGGAGCUUGAGGCCGGCAGGCACAAGAUCGCUGAACUCACGAAGGAGCUUGAAGAAUCCGACCAGGAGUCACAGCUACUGACUGACGCGCUUUAUGUGGAGACCGAGAACGCCGAGAAGUAUCAGCUGAAGAUCGUCGACCAGGAGAACGAGCUGGACGCCGCCCGCAACUUCGCUGCCACCACCCUCAACACAGCCUUUCAAAACAACCAGGAGGCGCGCGAGAUAACUGUCGAUACGCUGAAGGACUUGUCCGAGGGAAUUACCGUGUUCCGGAAGAUCGCUGAGAUCAGCAACAACUCGAUGAAGCAACACCUGGAGCAGGUCCGCAAGUUCUGCAACAUCGGCUUGCACAAUUGGAGCGGGGAGAUCAAGCUUAUUCAAGAGUGUAUCAGGCUCGAUUUUGGCCGUAUCAAGCUUCUCGACGAGGCGACUGCCAAGGGGCACAACUUGCAAGCCACCCUGGAUGAGAUUGACGAGGCCGCGAAGAAGCAGAGUCCCUAUUUCAAUGCCCCUUCUCCUUCCUGUUCCUGUUCUGCUUAG
Molecule: messenger RNA, 1008 nt
Organism: Colletotrichum scovillei
Lineage: Eukaryota; Fungi; Ascomycota; Sordariomycetes; Glomerellales; Glomerellaceae
Exons: 2
Coding region: 1-1008 (335 amino acids)
Source: RefSeq, a predicted model, not a curated record